ACACCGUUACCGUUAGUAAGCAGAAGGUUGUGGGUUAACUCGUAUGGAAUGAAGCUAGACGUUUAUUUUAAAUACAUUUUUAGAUGAAAGUUUUCUUGGAACAUUGUGGAAAUGGUUGAGGAAGCUAUUUAUUCAAGUGGGAAGUCAAAGAUCAAAACUGAAAGACCCAGGCCCGUUUAUUUGUGGAGUGUGAAUGAUGUUCAAAAAUGGUUACGGCGUCAUUGCAGUGACUAUUACACAUUAUAUUUGGAUCUUUUCAUACAGCAUGAUAUUACUGGGCGAGCACUUGUUCGAAUGCAUGAGAAUACAUUACUAAGGCUUGGUAUCAUAAAUGCCCAACACCGUGAAGAUAUUUGGCGUGAAAUAAUGAAAUUAAGACUGAAAACUGACAUUUUAGAAAUACGUGAUUUAGAGAGGAAAAACAACUUAAACUAUGACUGAGUUGCUCAGCCAAAAUUGUAUAUUUGUGUGUCUGUGAUUAAAAAUAGAGUGAUGAGACUAGUAA
Molecule: messenger RNA, 505 nt
Organism: Frankliniella occidentalis (western flower thrips)
Lineage: Eukaryota; Metazoa; Arthropoda; Insecta; Thysanoptera; Thripidae
Gene: ave
Product: protein aveugle
Exons: 3
Coding region: 112-441 (109 amino acids)
Biological process (GO): cell surface receptor protein tyrosine kinase signaling pathway
Cellular component (GO): cytoplasmic side of plasma membrane
Molecular function (GO): protein binding
Source: RefSeq, a predicted model, not a curated record